AUGGUCAACUUUAUCUCCACCAUCCUCCUCGGCCUCAGCGCCUUCCAGCUUGCAUAUGCUGCCGACGGCACGGUCACUUUCUUCCGCGACCGCGACUGCAAGGGCACGAACAUGUGGGAGGGUAAAGUCGGCAAGGGCACCGACCAACGGGUCAGCGGACCCGAUCUCCACGAGGCGCUCUCCUUCUCGUACUCCGGUUACUUCAACAUGAUCAUCGCGACGAGCAGCAAGUUCGACUCGAAGACUUGCUCCUACUGUAGCAACAACCACGAAGAUCACCACGAGGGUGGAUGCAUCAACAUCAAUACUGGUUUCGGACCCAAUUAUGUCGCACUGAUGAAAGUCGGCAACGAUCCAGCGGAUCUUCCCUGCCGGAACUUCCUAAACCGUUGCGACUUCCCCGUCCCCCCUGGAAACGGCUUGGAGAAGCAGUAG
Molecule: messenger RNA, 435 nt
Organism: Lasiodiplodia theobromae
Lineage: Eukaryota; Fungi; Ascomycota; Dothideomycetes; Botryosphaeriales; Botryosphaeriaceae
Exons: 3
Coding region: 1-435 (144 amino acids)
Source: RefSeq, a predicted model, not a curated record